CCAGGGCCUGGUGAGGGCCCCCGGGGGCCGAAUCUGUGAUAAAUUGCCGCCGCGACUUGUCCGUAGCCAUUUUGGCUCAAGCCCGCAGCGCUUUGUUUGUUCAGAGCCGUCUCAUCCAGCCGCUCCUCGCUCAUCGCCCCCAUCUCGCUCCCCCCGCUCCCGUUGGGCACCGCGCCGCCAUGCAGCGGGAUGGCCCGUUCGCGGAGCGAGGCGCCUUCGAGAAUCACCGCCGAAAGUGGUGGCCCCUGCUGUCGCCGUGGAUCGCUGUGUUGUGCUACCUCGUCGCGCGGAGGUGUCUCUCCUCAGGGGUCGUCCGGCUGCGCGUCGCGGACGGCGCCUCGGGCGGGUUCCUCCGCGCCGGUCCAGUCAGUUCUGGGUUCCUCGCCAGGAGGGGCGACGGCGAUGCCUUGUCUGGGAUCCAGAACGCCACCGACGCUCGCGAGGCUUCGCGGUCUGUGGUCGUGCCGCUGCCGUUGCUGAGUUACUGGCGCUUCGAGCCCCCCCGGCAAGCGGUGGCCACCCUGGUGCCCAGCGGGGAGUGGGGCCCGGAGGCCAUUCGGUGGUGGAACGCUGGCGCGGGCCGCAUGCGGUACCAGUACAAGUUCUGCGACCAGGGUCCCCACCUGCACCUGCGCUUGUUCGGGGACGCGGUGCUGCUCGGCCCGAACGGCACCCUCCCAGGCUUUGGCUUGCCCCAGAGCGCCUCGGAGGCGCACCACCGGGGGCCGCCACGUGGCAGUGUGAUCCCUGAACUCCAUGUCACGGUGCCCGUGCCUGCCAACGUGGAGCCUAGAAUGACCACGGCAUCGUGGGUUGUGUCGGACAUCCCGUCGCCUGGCGAGCGCCUGACGAGGCUGGACCCAGAUCACGCGCUGAGGUUCACAUUCAUCAUGUCUCCAUCAGGCCAGAUACACAGGAGGUUGUUCCUGCUCCUCUGGCCCCUGCUGAUGCCGAAGUUGUUCUGGGCCCGUGCCCCCCUGAUCGCGAAGGUGGCUUUGUUUGCACCCCUCACCAUAAUGGUGUUCCACUUGGUGUGCUUCCUCGCCGAGGUCUCCCGAAGACACAUGGCCGUGCGCAUGUACCGCCGGCGGCGUUUGGCGCGGCUGGGCGCCCUGCGGCGCGCGGCCAGCUGUGUGGUCGAGGUGUUCUCGCAGGAGGACUGCUGCAUCUGCCUCGCGGACCUGGAGCGCCGCGAGGACCUCACCAUGCUGCUCCCCUGCAAGCACGUCGUGCACCACGCCUGCUACAGCUCGUGGGUGAGCGCCCCGUCGUACACCGUGCCGCACCUGCGCUGCCCGCUGUGCAACAGCCUCACCGCUGGCGUCGCGCACCCCGUGGCGGCCUCCGACGCCGGGCGCGUGGCCGCGGCGUGCCCGGGCGGCCCGGCGGCCGGGCGCCCGGCGCUCGGGGAGUGACGGGGCGCUCGGCCGGGCCGCGGCGUGCCCGCAGGGCGCGCUGGGCCGCGCGAGCCGUCCGCAGGCCGUCCGCGGCGCCGAGCGCCGGGAGCAGCGGGCCGGGCGCGAUGGCGGCCGGUGGCGGCCGGGGCAGCGAGGACGAAAAAGGGCGCGUGCUCCACGGCGCGAGCACGCGGUGGCAUUCGCGGGAGGGCGUGGGGUCCGCAGCCGCGGCCUCGCGGGCUUGGCCCGGGCGCAGCCGUGCGGCCGCGCCUCCCAGACCUCCUUGAGUCAUGAA
This is a messenger RNA of Prorocentrum cordatum, 1692 nucleotides long. The record is from the annotation of a GenBank genome assembly. Lineage: Eukaryota; Dinophyceae; Prorocentrales; Prorocentraceae.